Messenger RNA from Drosophila rhopaloa, 6277 nucleotides. RefSeq names its product innexin shaking-B (gene shakB). Lineage: Eukaryota; Metazoa; Arthropoda; Insecta; Diptera; Drosophilidae. Gene Ontology annotation, cellular component: gap junction; plasma membrane. Gene Ontology annotation, molecular function: gap junction channel activity. The transcript is spliced from 13 exons. Bases 2556 to 4154 code for a protein of 532 amino acids. The record is from RefSeq and is a predicted model, not a curated record.
UUUGUUUUUCCGCGUGUUCGCACACGUUCACGGCAGCGAGAACAACAACGUGCGGUGUUGUGAGCUUGCCGCAAAAAUCAAAUGAAAGUCCAACCGCAAAGUAAAGCAAAGAGAAAGUCUACUUAAGUGGCAAUAUGCAGUGCGUGUGCAUAGAAAAACCAGAUAUACAGCGGCCACAGGGUAAAGUACUUUGGACAAGUGAAAACUCCCUCAAACACCAGUGAAAAUCGAAGGAAAAAUCAACACAGCAUACGCAGAGAAAAUCGCUGGAAAACCGGACAAAAUGUUUGGCAGCCAAAGUGGCUGCCUUUGAGGCUGAGUGAGUGGCUCAAGCACGAAGACCUUUUUUAAGACAAAAGCCUAGAGAAACUAAUAAAAAAAACUUUCGAAUUAUUACGAGAAUCUUCUAUAUUUGAAAUAUUUUCAAAUUCAAAUUUAAAUAACUUUAUUCUUAAUAAACUAAUUGAUAAUUAAUUACAUAAUAGUAAACAAAGCUCAAAUAGACUGAAAUAGAGUCCAAAUAUAUUACGAAAGUAAAAUGCAAUUAAUUCAACAUAUCAUAUAAAUUAAUUAGAACAAAUUGCAUUUAAGUUAUUAACAAAGCAAAAACAAAACAGGCGUUUAAUAAUUACACAAAAACAAAGAGCUGUAUAAAAGCAAUGAACAAAAGUAAAAAAUAAACACGAAAUAAAAACGAGAAUUAAGUGAACAAAAAAGAUCAAAGUGCAAAAAGUGUGUGGUGGCUCCAUCGCGCAGAACCAAUAACCCAUAAUACUGUAUAAUUAAAUUGAUUUUUAAAUUCCACGUUUAGUUCGCGUUCCAAUUAAGUUCAAUAAAUUUUAAUGUUAAACCCAACAGCGAAAAGACCGGCGACAUAAAUGGAACAUCAAUCGUAGAGGAGACCGCAAAAGAAAUCAAGAUCGUCGAGUGUCUAUGAGGACAGCUGAAAGUAUUUUUUUUUUUUUUUUUUUGGGGCGCGGCUCCAACUGCCCCACGCCCACGCACGCCCACAGGAGCAAGUGAGACGGCAGAGAGUGCGACAGAGAGGGCGAGACAGAUGUGCGAGCGGCGGUGAGUGAGCGGAUUCGGAUCCGGAUUCCGGGGGGCGGAGAAGGUGGAGUAGUAGGCGCAGAAGGACGCAGGACGAAGACCAUGGAUUGGACUCGGUGGCAAAUGGCCAGAGAAAGAGCUGGCAACCCUGGACAAGUCAGGAACAACCCUGGGCGCAAGGAUUGCGAUCGCGAGACCCGAUUGGAGUGGUUGCCCAUUUGAUUCGUUGCGGCUUCACACCCCGAGCAAAGCGGCAACUGGCGACACGAGCGACGGCAAAAGCACAGCAAAAGCAACAAAGCGACGAGCAAUUUGUACAAUCACUUGUGCCGACAAAACGCCAACACGCAGCCAAGCAGAAAAGCAGGAAAGCAGGUUGGCAAAAGGGAAGCACGCGAAGGAAAGGGAGACGAAGCGAACAAGCAGGUGGACUUCAAGCAAAGCACAAGCAGGGAAAAAGCAGAAAAGAAAGCGAUCACUAGGGCAGAAGAGUAAGCAAGUGAGCAGGCAAAAUCUUAAGAAGGCAAGCAAACAAUGGUGACAAUACAAUAUGAAAAGCAAAUAACCAAGCCAGCAAAUCAAAAGACAGAAGCAUGCUUUAGCCAAGAAAAGCCAGAGAUUGAGUAAAGCCAAGCUAUUCAAAAGUAAAGCACAAAGGCAAUUAGCGAGGAAAUACAAUUGAUGAUUUGCUUUCCCAAAUAAAUAAAUAUAAGAAAUGUGAGAAAGCUAGUUGGCCAAUGAAGAAACUAGGUGAAAGCAAGAAAGCAAAUUUGCAAUCGAACAGAAUAGAAGAAAAUCAGACGAAGAAGCAAACAGAAAGAGAAGAAAAAGCCACAAAGCAAAGCAGAAUAGCAGAAAAUAAUAAAAGAAUAGAAGAAAAAGCGAGCAAGCAAAGCCAACAGGUGGCUGGUUAAAGUAAACAAGAGGCAUUAAGCAAGAAAUUCAAAAAAGCAGAGAGGGAGAAAGCGAACAAAAAAUGCAGCUAAUGAAAGAAAAACAAUAAAGCAAAGCAGGUUAGCAAACAAGCAAGAAAGAAGAUAAAUCAAGCAGUAGUAGCAAAAACGGCAAGAAAGCAAAGCAGGUUAGCAAGUAAGCAAGAAAUAAAGGAAAUCAAGCAGUAGAUAGCAAACAAAGAAGCGAGAAGACAAAGCAGCUUAGCAGAAAAGCAAGUUGGCAAGCGAGCAAGAAAGAAGAUAAAUCAAGCAGUAGAUAGCAAAACAGCAAGAAAGCACAGCAGCUGAGCAGGAAAGCAAGUUAGCAAGCGAGCAAGAAGUCCAGGGAGCAGGAGACGCCGUCCAAAUAGUUGCGUGACCCGCUCCGUUUUGCACAAUAGCCCGCGUAAUUGCUCAUAAAGCGACUGCUGCGAAUGACCCGCACGCCGGAUUUACCGACCGUUUAAGAGCCGACAAUUACAAGCGGUCGUGAGGAGGUGACAGGCAAUUAGGCGGGCGGGAGGCAGCAGCAGCAGGGGGGUCGGCCGGCCCCCCCCACGGCCCCAACCCCGGAUGUAUAAGCCGGACACGCUCACGCGCCGCGGCAGCCUGAGAUCCCUGCGCAGCGCCCCGCUCCUGAGCACCGUGCUCGAGAGCACCCUAUCGCUGACCCGCAUCCACCCGAUCGCCUCCUUGGAGCUGCCCGGCCUCGACUAUGCGGUCCACUCGCAGUCGGCCUUCGGCGCCUACGGGCUGGCCCACCCCCGCGAUCUAGCCACCUGCACCUCGUUGCGCAGCGGCCUUGCGGCGAUCACCGCCGCCUCCGCCUCCGCCGCCGGCGGCGUCUCCCAGUCGCAGAGCGCCCUCCUCGGGCGGUACGGCCCCAACGCCUCGAUUCGCCACGGAGAGCGAAAGAUUGUCCAGCCGAAACGGGUUCUAUCACGCAAACUAAAGCCACAUCUUGUUGCGGACACCGUUAAGCAGUAUAUAAGUCGGGCCCAACGCACAACCAAAAAGGGUUCUCAAGAGCAGCAAAAUAUGGAGUUUUUACGCGGCGUCUAUGCGUUUAUGCAAGUGAGUAGAUCAUCGGUGUCUCAUGUCAAAAUCGAUUCACCUGUUUUUCGCCUGCACACCAACGCAACGGUUAUAUUACUGAUCACAUUCUCGAUUGCUGUGACGACGCGGCAGUACGUAGGAAAUCCCAUAGACUGUGUACAUACAAGAGACAUUCCCGAAGAUGUUCUCAACACAUAUUGUUGGAUACACUCAACGUAUACAGUGGUCGAUGCGUUUAUGAAGAAGCAAGGUUCCGAGGUGCCUUUUCCCGGAGUUCACAAUUCACAGGGCCGCGGGCCUCUAACAAUAAAGCACACAAAAUAUUAUCAAUGGGUAGCGUUUACACUAUUUUUUCAGGCAAUCUUAUUUUAUACACCAAGAUGGCUGUGGAAAUCUUGGGAGGGUGGCAAGAUUCAUGCGCUCAUCAUGGACUUAGACAUAGGCAUUUGUUCCGAAGCCGAGAAAAAACAAAAAAAGAAAUUACUUUUAGAUUAUUUGUGGGAAAAUUUAAGAUAUCACAAUUGGUGGGCGUACAGAUAUUACGUGUGUGAGCUGCUCGCCCUUAUAAAUGUGAUAGGUCAAAUGUUUCUUAUGAAUCGAUUUUUCGAUGGCGAAUUUAUGACAUUUGGCCUGGAUGUGAUAGAUUAUAUGGAGACCGAUCAGGAAGAUCGCAUGGAUCCGAUGAUUUACAUAUUUCCCAGAAUGACCAAAUGUACAUUUUUUAAAUAUGGUUCAAGUGGGGAGGUGGAGAAACACGACGCCAUUUGCAUUUUACCAUUAAACGUUGUUAAUGAGAAGAUUUACAUUUUCCUUUGGUUUUGGUUUAUAUUAUUAACGUUUCUCACAUUAUUAACGCUAAUAUACAGGGUGGUUAUUAUAUUCUCACCUCGAAUGAGGGUCUACUUAUUUCGUAUGCGAUUUAGGUUAGUGCGUCGUGACGCUAUUGAAAUAAUCGUUCGUCGUUCGAAGAUGGGCGAUUGGUUUUUGUUGUAUUUACUAGGUGAAAACAUAGAUACAGUUAUAUUUCGUGAUGUUGUACAGGACUUAGCGAAUCGUUUAGGACAUAACCAACACCACAGGGUGCCUGGCUUAAAAGGUGAAAUACAGGAUGCAUGAUAUUGGGAGUAUUAGAAACAAUACAAAAUGCAAUUUGUCGUCUCCAUUUGAAAACCAUCGAAAUCAACAAUGUCAACAACAAAAACAAGACUAAGUAAAACGAAAAAUUACAACCACAAAGGAAUCUAGAGAUCUUCGCAGCAGCCGCUUCAUUAACAAACUCAACACACCGCUAAAAAAUCUUAAAAAAAAAACGUAUCUCAAAAAUACAACCAAAAAAACUAUCGUCAGCGCAGUCAGUCAUAAAUCAGCAUUUUCAACCAUGGAGACCAUGAUCGAUAGCCGGCUUGUCUAUCGAUAGUCGAUACAGAACACACAUCCAACCACAGGGCAUAGAGCGAACUAAAAAACUAAAAAAGGAAGCGGACGGAAGCAGGGAGAAAUAUGGAGAAAAUAGGAAAACAUCUAAACAACCACGCAACGAAAGGAAUAUUUGAAAUCUCAGUGUCAAUCAAUUAAAGUAACGAGAAAAUGGAUAAUGGAUGAAAGGAGAGAAAUAAGGAGGAAGGAAGUCCUGCGACUUCCGGACAGGAUUCCCAAGCCGGUGGCACGUAGCGCCUGCCGCUGGCCAGGGGUCACAAGGUCACAAGGUCACAAGUCACAAGGGAUCGCUUGGGAAAUCAGCGAUCAGCGACCCAUAGAAAAGUUGCCCCCAAGGACAAGGUCAAAGUGUGAGAAGAACAACAGCCAACACAGAACAACAACAGCAGCCAAAUGGACAGCGCCGGAAACGGAAACGGAAACAGACACGGACACCCUCACAUACGCACACACACACACACACACAAACGCAAACACACAGACGACAUACACACGCUUACAGCGAAAUCACUCAUACGCCCCGUAGAACACACACAUCGCACUUUGCUUGUCAUGCAGCGUUAACUAAACCAAACAUCAACAAAGUCGAGACGACGCCCGCGGAAAAUUGCAUUUCUGUAUUAACCCCAAGAAGAGAAGAAGAAAGCAGGAGAAUUCGAGAAGAUCAGCAUCACUUUCACCGAGGAAAAGCAGGAGUAUACCACACCGAAACGAUGCAAAGAACAACAACCACAACCACAACAACAACACAACAGGCUGGGGAAAAGCAUCCCUGCCGGAAAAACAAACGAAAAGCAGCAAAAGAAAGUCAAGAAAAUCGCAAGUGGAAAUCGCAGAGAAGAUUAACAGUUUAAUUAAAUUAAAUUCAAUUCAAUUAAAUUACUUAUUACAAUGAUAUCUUGAAGUGUUCAUGUAUUCGAAUGUAGGUUAACUAAGUCAAGCAUACAAAUAAUUCUACAUAUAUAAUAUAUAUAUUAUAUAUAUAUAUAAACAAUUUUUUUUUCUAACUCUAAGCAUUUGUAUUACCCGCUAAACAAAUGAACAACAAAACAAAACAAAACGAAAUGAACAAAAAAAAAAAACAAGAAAAAACAACCAAAAAAAAGCAAACUGAAAACAGAAAACAGAAUUUUUUGUAUACAGAAAAGAAAGAAAAUUGAUAAGCGAAAUGAGCAGAUAGAGAAAUAAUGAUAAUGAAAAAAAAACAAAAACAAAAAAACCGAGACGAAACGAACAGAAAAUAUCAGUAAAUAUCAAAGAAAGUUCAGAAAAUACCAUACCGAAUACCGAAAACCGAAACAAAAGAUACAUUUACAUAGUUUAAUUAGAAGAAACUAUAGCGCGCAUCAUUAUAUAACCGAAAAAACCGAAAGCCGACCGAACAGAACGCAACUCCCACAACAAAGACAGACAGACGGAAACGGAAAUGUUUUAAGCUCACAUACAAACACACUCCCCACACACCAACCCACACACACACACAGACACACUCGUAUAUAGCAUGUAAAGCAUAUAUAUAUAUAUAUAAAUAUAUGUAAUUAUCGAUCGAUCAUUCAGCAGAAGAGGGCAGCCAACAUUCGCAGCAUAAAUCAAUUAACUCCACUAAUAAUAGAGCAUACUCAACUCUCUCUCUACGAUAAUACGCCUAGUACUCAAGCGGAAAAUGCGAAAAUUCCCCAGGAAAAUCGGGCGGAACACUCACACGCUUUGCCACAUGAAUCAAGUGUAAACAUAACGAUAAUAAUAUAAUACCGCUAGCGAAUAAAGUCCCAAGCAUUGAGGGUUCGACAAUUCCCAUCCCC